CCAUGUGACAGAUUCAUCACAUGAUUAGACCCGUCAGUGUCGUCAAUUUCAACAUGGCGACCAGCAGCUAUAGCGACCAUGAAUACACAGUCAAGGCCGUGUUGAUCGGAGACUUAGGUGUAGGCAAAAGCACAUUUCUCCACACGUUCAUGGAAGGUAAAUUUACACGUGUAGAGACAUCCAGUGAUACACUAGGAUUCAAGCAGAAAACCAUUAUCCACAGUGACAAGAACGUUCGAUUGCAGAUGUGGGAUACAGCGGGACAAGAAAAAUACCGCAGUCUCACAGCAUCAUACUACAGAGGAGCUAACGGAUGUAUAAUCAUGUUUGACGUUACCAACGAAGAAACCUUCGACCACGUUCACAGAUGGUUUGAAGACAUGAGGGAAUAUGCUUCGCACAAGGAAAUCGCUGUUGUACUUGUGGGCACGAAGUGUCACGAACAUGACCGAGAAGUGACGAUAGACAGAGCCAGCAGUUUCGCGGAGGAACACAAUAUUCCCUAUAUAGAAGUCAGCGCUGAGAGAGACAUCAACAGCGUGAAUAGUGUAUUUGAAACGCUGGUGGAAAAAGUACUAGAAAACAUUUCCCGAAACUCCACAAUGUCCCAGUCUUCUGAUCAAUCUGAAGUCAGUAAGUUGUCGCGAAACCAGAAGAAGAAAAAGUCCUGGUGCUCUUGUUGAAGGCGUUCUUAAUUGAUAGCUCCGUGAAGACGCAAUUGAUAACUUGAAGAAUGGACGCCUGACAAAAUCCAUUAACGGCUUUAUCAGUUAUUGAUGAACUUACCAAGCUAAGGGGAGUCCUUUACGCCUUGUCCACUGUUGUAGGUGCAGUUGUAGCUGUAGCUAUAGCUGUUAAUAUUAUCAGGACACGUUUUCUCAUGCCGCAGUGUUGGAAACAAUACGCAGUGACAUGGGGAACCGGGCAAUAUUGUCCAAAUGGCAUUGAAUACGGGGAAAUGCGGUUCACAUGGAAAUGAGGGUGUGUAUAGGAAAA
Messenger RNA from Haliotis rubra (blacklip abalone), 996 nucleotides. RefSeq names its product ras-related protein Rab-8B-like. The record is from RefSeq and is a predicted model, not a curated record. Lineage: Eukaryota; Metazoa; Mollusca; Gastropoda; Lepetellida; Haliotidae. Gene Ontology annotation, molecular function: GTP binding; GTPase activity. Bases 21 to 683 code for a protein of 220 amino acids. The transcript has 3 exons.